Rotaria sordida is the source of this 330-nucleotide messenger RNA. Lineage: Eukaryota; Metazoa; Rotifera; Eurotatoria; Philodinida; Philodinidae. The record is from the annotation of a GenBank genome assembly.
AUGUUGCUCAACUUGAAAAAAAAAAUUGAAUUAAUUGAUAAACUUGAACAAGAACUUUGUGCUCGACAAAAACUUAUUGUUGAAGCAGCUUUUAAACAUAUGGGUGAUUUAAUCAAAGAAAUUUUUCAUGGAAAAGCUGAAUCACAAAGCAGCGCUGAAAUUGGUCAAAUUAUUGAACAAGCUGUUACACUUGGACAAGAAGAUGCUUCACCUCGUCUUCCUUCAAUUUCAACAACUGUUAUGAUAACUGAAGAAUCAGCUGAUAGUGAAGCGGUUGUUGAUAAAAAAACAACACCAAAUGAAUCAUCAAAAUCAAGUUGCAGCUCAUGA